Molecule: messenger RNA, 4486 nt
Organism: Bombyx mandarina (wild silkworm)
Lineage: Eukaryota; Metazoa; Arthropoda; Insecta; Lepidoptera; Bombycidae
Gene: aralar1
Product: calcium-binding mitochondrial carrier protein Aralar1
Biological process (GO): malate-aspartate shuttle; aspartate transmembrane transport; L-glutamate transmembrane transport
Molecular function (GO): L-glutamate transmembrane transporter activity; calcium ion binding; L-aspartate transmembrane transporter activity
Source: RefSeq, a predicted model, not a curated record
AAAAAUCUGCAUCAAUUGUGAAUUGUGAUAUCUGGUUUUAAAAUAUGUUCGAACACUAGGUAUUCACUAUCGCGCAUCACUACCUAAUACGUCAAAUUUCGUUAAAAAAAGAAUUGAUAAUGCGACCGUUUUAAGAAUCUUUAUUUUGUUGAACUUGCCCAGUUGAAAAAACUACUGUCUAAUUAAGCAGUACUAAACCAGCCGGGCGGCUUAGAUGAACAUGAGCGCUCUGCGUGUCCAACAAAAAUAGAUUUUCAAACAUUUUUACGUAUCGCGACGUGUUAUCACAGCAAACGAACUUCACCAAACUGUUUUAAGACUUAUAAUAUUACGUUUUUCUUUCAAAAAAUUUAAAUUUGUGACGUAAAAACACUGUAAUGUUUAAAUCUUUGUUCGGCUCCUUGUUAACUCAAGCCAGCUGUCAAGAGGUGGGGGGCUGGUUAUUUGAAACGGGCUGAUUCAGAGAAGCUACAUGAGAUCUUCUUGAAGUACGCCACCGUUGAGAAGAACGGUGAGAAGCAUAUCACAAGCGAAGAUUUUGUAAGAAAAUAUCUAGGAUUAUUCUCCGAAGAUGAUUUCAACAAAGAAUCGGUCCAGCUCAUCGCUGGAAUCGUCGACAUGGACAAGGACGGUUACAUAUCGUUCUCCGAGUUCCAGGCGUUUGAAGGUCUGCUGUGCGUGCCGGACGCUCUGUACAAAACCGCCUUUCAACUAUUCGAUACGAAUGGAAAUGGACUUGUUGCUUUUGACGAAUUCGCCGAGGUUAUGCGAAAAACGGCCCUCCACAAGAAGCUUCCCUUCAACAUGGAGAGCACGUUCGUUCGCCUGUACUUCGGCAAGGAUAAGAAGCGGCUCGUAACAUACCCUGAGUUCAGUCAGUUCUUGCACGACUUCCACGAAGAAUACGGAGUCGAAGCGUUCAAGAAAUGCGACAAGGAAGGCACCGGAUUCAUCACAGCCGGCGACUUCAGAAAUAUCAUGAUGUCGGUGAAGAGCCAUCUUCUCACAAAGGAUUUGAAAAGCAAAGUCAUCACUGCCUCUGGUUUUCCGCAAGGCGAGCGAAAGAUCAGUUUCCCUUACUACAUGGCCUUCAAUUCAUUAUUAAACAACAUGGAGCUAAUCAAGAGGGUGUACCUCAACGCCACGAACCGCACCGGACACCGCACGCAGGAGGUCACCAAAGAGGAGUUUCUGCACUCUGCCCAGAUGAUGAGUCAAAUCACGCCCCUAGAAGUGGACAUAUUGUUCAACUUGUGCGACAUUCUGCACCAUACAAAUGGUCGCAUUGUGUACAACGAUUUGAACUCCAUAACGCCAGAGCAAUACUUCAAGCAGGUUACACGAAGAGUAGCAGAAAUUAAAGCUGUUUCCGAGGAGGUAAAUAUGUGUAGGAAACCGUACCGUUUUGUAAACUGUAUGGAAUUAAUGAGCCCGGAGGAGAGAGGUGUGCUAAUACAAAUCCUAGAGAGCACGUACAGAUUCACGCUAGGUUCCGUAGCCGGGGCCGUGGGAGCCUCGGCGGUAUACCCGAUAGAUCUAGUCAAGACCCGGAUGCAAAACCAGCGCACCGGCUCGUUCAUCGGCGAAGUGGCGUACCGGAACUCGUGGGACUGCUUCAAGAAGGUGAUCCGGCACGAGGGCGUGUUCGGCCUGUACCGGGGCCUCGUGCCGCAGCUCAUCGGUGUCGCCCCGGAGAAAGCCAUCAAGCUAACGGUCAACGAUUUAGUUCGCGAUAAAUUCAUGGACAAAAAAGGAAACCUAUCAUUGUACGCUGAGAUCAUCGCCGGCGCAUGUGCGGGCGGUUCUCAAGUGGUGUUCACGAAUCCCCUGGAAAUUGUCAAAAUUCGUCUUCAAGUCGCCGGCGAGAUAGCCGGGGGGACCAAAGUGAAGGCCUGGUCCGUCGUCAAGGACCUCGGGCUCUUCGGACUGUACAAGGGGGCGAAGGCCUGCCUCCUCCGCGACGUGCCCUUCAGCGCCAUAUACUUCCCGGCCUAUGCUCAUGUUAAGGCUAAGUUCGCGGACGAGAACGGCUACAACCACCCCCUGACGCUGCUGGCGGCGGGCGCCAUCGCCGGCAUCCCCGCCGCCUCGCUGGUCACCCCCGCUGACGUCAUCAAAACCAGAUUACAGGUGGUGGCGCGGUCCGGACAGACAACUUACAACGGAGUUAUAGACGCGACCAGGAAGAUAUACGCAGAGGAAGGCGCCAGAGCUUUCUGGAAGGGCGCUAUCGCUCGCGUGUUCCGCUCGUCGCCGCAGUUCGGCGUCACGCUGGUCACGUAUGAAAUAUUACAGCGACUCUUCUACGUCGACUUCGGAGGGUCUCGUCCAACGGGCUCGGAGCUCCACGUGGCGACCCCCAUCGAGGAAUCGAUAAAGAAGCCGCACCACAUCGGCGGCUACCAAGUGGCCCUACCGGUACUGACAGGACUCGAAACCAAAUUCGGAAUCUCCCUGCCGAGGUUCUCGUAUCCGAAACCAGCGCAGCAAUGAGUGAGCACUAGCCGAAUAAUCGAUUAGAAACAUUCAUAUAUAUUUUUUUCUAAAUAUCGAUUCUGAUAAUCGAUUAGGUAUGACAAAACUAUAAUACUAUAUCGAUUAUGAAAAUCGAUUCUGAUAAUCGGUUAGGUUUAACAAAACUAUAACGCUAUAUCGAUUGUGGAAUCAGAAACGUGUCAGUGAGAAUGUUGUUCGAUUAUAAUAUCGACUAUUGUGUAAUUGAAAUUGUAUAUCAUUGUAAUAGUGAAGUUCGUCAUCCUCGUAUCGAUAUUGGGAUGUUCAAUUGAGAUUCGGUGUUUACUUUCAGAUUUGUAUAUUGUUAACGGUUUAAUCAGUUUUAAGAGUGACCAAACUGUAUUUAAAAAAAACUUGCUUUGAUAACACGCUCGCGUACGAUAAAAUGUUUAUCGAUAUCGAUAAAUUUUAACGGAAUUUGGCCAAAUGUGAUGUUGAAAAUAUAUAAUCAUAUUUACAAAUGCCUAGCUUACCUGCGAUAUCGAUUUUUGUAUAAACGAUUCGAUAAGACGAUAUUGCACUUCGAUAGUAAGGUAGAUAGAUAGAAAUAAAAUAACAAAAAAAAAACAAUAGUGUAAUAUAAUCGAGUAAAAAAAAUCGACAUUUUGAAUAUUUAGAUAGAAUAAAAAAAAACGAGUCAUGGCCAGUCAAACUGCCCUCGAGAUUAUUAUUCAUGUUCUUUGAAGACAUUUUAAUGAUUUAUUGAAUUUUUUUUUUUUUUUAAUAUUAUUACAUUUAGAAAUCCUUUAUUUUAGGUUUUAAGAGCAAAGUUCCGUGUAUUAAUGUGCCGCUAUUGAGUUUGAGCUAUUAUUUGAGUUGAGAAUUCUAUACGAAUUAAUUAAUUAAUGUAAGGCCUAUUGAUUUUUUUUUUUCAUAAUUACUGACAGAUUAUGUUAAUAAAAGAUGGUGCAUAUAAAACCUAUUUAAAGGGAAGCCGGUGGCAAAAUUAAACAAAGAAUUCCCAACGAAAUAUAUAUUAAAAAAUACCGUCAGAUGUGUUAACACAUUUUGCUAAAUUACCGUUUUAGUUUUGAUUUAUAAUACCUUUAAAGCUCUCAACUAUAGUAAUCAAUAUUAAAAUAACUUUUCAUCAAAAAUCAAUCAUGCCUUUAAAAAUAAUAUUUCUAGUAUUUUUAAUAAUCUUCAUCAAUCACGCACGAGCUAGUGCUUAAUCCCACAAAGUAAUUUAUCAAGAAUAUCUUACAUAUACGAAAAUUGCCAAUAUAAUUGCUAAUCUCUCGAUCGAGGGCCAUGUAUAGUUUUGGAAAUGUUGAUUGUCUUUUAUAUCUGUAGAUAGGAAGGAAAAUAUAGAAAAAUAUAACAUAAGUCAACAACUGAACGGUGGUUCUGGAAUCGGGUGGUCUAAUCACAGAUAUUAAUUAAAAAUGGUAUCACCAAUACUUUUAAAAUAAAAAAUUUAUAAUUAAAAUGAAAAAAUAAAAUAAAAUAUUAGUAAAAAUUUUCUUUUCAUAAAAUGCCCCAAAGUUGAACAAGUAACUUUGAAUGGUUAAGUUAAAUAAAAUAACUUUAAAUUAAUACUAAAGCUGGGAUCGCACGCCAUAUUUGUGAUUAGCUAGCAAGCGAAAUAUUAGUUAUAUAUACUUUUUUAUAAUAUGUAAAGUUUCACACACUGGCAAGAUGAAACUUGGUGAAACAAAAAAAAAAGCUAUGAAUAAGUAAUUUAUCACUGUUAUUCUUAUAAAAUCGAUGACAUUUUAAGCUUCUUAUAUUAGCUCGUAAACGAAAAUGAUUUUUUUUUUAAAGCACUGCAUCUCCGCCCUUUUAACAGGCCGAUAUAAUCGUAUCAAAGUGAACCAAUAAAGUAAAUUAAAACUUUUUGAAGAAAAUGUACGCUGCGUAACAACGAUGUAUGACAACGUUGUGAAAUAUAAUUAUUAACUAUGAAAGUGAUAGUGAACCGAUGUGACUAUUUAUUGAUAUUUUUGUGUUAUAAAUAAAAUCGAACAAAAUA